AUGGCAAGUCGCAUGACCGCCUAUCCAUUUAUGAUUUCUGAUUCGCUUCUCUUGUUCUCUCUUGCUGAAGCACUUCCCCAACCCGUGUCGGACCUUGUAAAUCCCAUCACCGGGCUUCCUCAACUCUCUGAGGCGCGCGUUCUCGCAUAUGCCAAGUAUCUCUCGGAGGAUAUAGGGUACCGUACGGUCGGUACCCGCGAGCAUGCGUUAAGCGAUGCCUGGAUGGUGCAGCAAGCGGAAGAGUUUCGUUCACAGUGCGAGGAUAUUGUGCGCGCAUAUCCUGACCGGAAAUUAGAAUGUGAGGUCUGGCACCAACGAGGGAGUGGGAGCCAUCGGUUUGAUAUGAUGGGACAUCGACUAUACAAGACUUAUGUCGACCUCACGAACAUUAUUGUCCGCGUAUCAGACGGGACACCAGAAGGGAAGGAACACGCGGUUUUAGUGAAUGCACACUUGGACAGUACAUUACCGUCCCCUGGCGCUGCGGACGAUGCGCUUCCAGUGGGCAUAAUGCUGGAGUGUAUGCGUGUGUUGGCUCAUACACCAGACUGGAAACCCACACAUGCCAUCAUUUUCUUUGGAGUGUUCAACAAUGCAGAAGAAUCUUUGCAAGAUGCCUCACACCUGUUUUCUACUCAACACCCAACAGCGAGCACUGUCCGGGCUGCAGUUAACCUUGAAGCCGCGGGUACGACAGGAAGAGAAAUACUCUUCCAAGCGACAUCGGAGCAAAUGAUUCGUGCAUAUGCUCGUGUUCCAAGGCCCUUUGGGACCAUUGUUGCGAAUGAAGUUUUCAGUUCAGGGAUCAUUCUAUCCGACACCGACUUCCGUCAAUUCGAGCAGUAUCUCAACGUCACUGGGCUUGAUGCAAGUUCAAUGUUUCUGAUAGCCAUAGUUGGGAAUAGCUACUUAUAUCAUAUGCGUAAGGAUGUCGUGGAAAAUAUCGAGCCAGGAGUUGCUCAGCAUAUGGGCGAAAACGUUCUUAGUCUUCUACUCUACCUCUCAUCACCGGAGUCCCCUCUUCCAACUCUAACCGAGGGGUAUAGUCCUCCUAGCACUGUCUUCUUCCAAUUCCUUGGCCAGUUCAUCAUCUAUUCAUUUCGCGCCGCCAAAAUCGCGUAUACCUCGUUAUUUGUUCUCUCCGCUGUCUUCAUUCGUCUUGCAUACGUUAACCCGGCGCCGGCGCUGAAGAAUGGCAAGAGUAUCCUGGGUGAACAAAUAAAGAGCGCGCUGGCUGUAUCAGCUGCUGUGGUGGGGGCCUUUGUUGGUGCGAAUGUAGUCGCUGCUACAAUGGUGAACGUUCUAGGCAAGGGAAUGAGCUGGUUCUCAUCCGAGCGUGCAUGCGUCUUCCUUUAUGCACCUGCGGCGCUUACUGGUGCACUUAUUUCUCAGUUGCCAAUGGGCCGAGUCAGGGAACACUCAGCAUUCUGCUCAGUACUGCUGUUACAGUCAUUCCUCGCAUGUGUGGGCCAACUUGCAGGCAUUGGGUCUGCGGGUGUUUUUGCUCUUUCAGGCUUUCCAAUACUUGUGGCUCUCGUACUGAAUUCCAUGCUGACGAAGCCUGGCGAUGACCUUUCGUUGUGGAGUUAUGUUGUCGCAAUGUCUACGCCUCUCUCAUUGGGCGCGCAAAUGUACUACAUUACUCUGGAUGUAUUUGUCCCUCUGACUGGUCGGAUCGGUGAAGAGGCACCCGCAGAAUACAUUAUUGCGUCCAUCGUUGCCGGAGCCGGGGCAUAUGCAAUUCCCCUGCUUGUGCCUUUCGUACACCGCUUUGGGCGCCGUACAAUCGUACGCGCCGCGCUUCUAUUUUCUAUGACUAUCGCGGUCAUGAUGGCCGUGUUUUCAAUGCGAUCACCUUUCGACUCGAUGCAUCAGAAACGGGUGUUCGUCAUACACAUGGAAAAUGUCACAACACAAGAGCAGCAUCUCCAUGUCGCUGCCGCAGAUGGUGCGCCUGGAUUUGAACUCCUCGCUCAGAGCAUCGCGCAAGAAUUCAGUGUGCCUGGGGCAAUACCAGCGCCUAUGAAUAUGAGUGCUUGGAAUAAUGACUGGGACACCUUGUAUCCAUUCUCCGCUUUCUUGACGCCUUACAAGUUCGAGCUACCCCUUAGACCGGAAUACUUGGAUGCCCCGGAGCAUUCUUUCAAUAUAUUAGCAGCUAAUGAUACUAUCGAUAGAAUAGCAGGCACUAGAAGUUUCACCAUCGUGGUGGACCAUCCUGGUAUAAUUUGGACAUCCAUCACUUUCGAAGCGCAUGUCUUACAAUGGACACUGGAUAACAACCCGCCAGACGAGUAUGCGCAACACUACAUCAAAGAAGGCUCUUUCUACGGGCACGAUACAUGGAAGAUGGACCUCGUGAUCAAGAUACCGGAGCACGAUCCCGAUGCGCGCAUUCGCGUGAACUUUGUGGGGAUUCACGAAAAAGCGAUGUGGCCGGCAAAGAAAGCGGAGAAAGCGGAGGGAGGUAGAGCUAUGCAGCUGUUCGAGGAGUUUGAUGCCUGGAUAGACAGGGAGAUGGAAGGCAAAGUAGAUGCACUACUGAUCGGAUGUGUGGGGGGAAUUACGACGGUAUGA
Fibroporia radiculosa is the source of this 2577-nucleotide messenger RNA. RefSeq lists its product as uncharacterized. Gene Ontology annotation, biological process: proteolysis. NCBI's taxonomy places the organism in Eukaryota, Fungi, Basidiomycota, Agaricomycetes, Polyporales, Fibroporiaceae. The record is from RefSeq and is a predicted model, not a curated record. The coding region runs from base 1 to 2577 and encodes 858 amino acids. The transcript is spliced from 16 exons. Gene Ontology annotation, molecular function: metalloexopeptidase activity.